AUGACCAUCCCGAGACGGCUAGAGUUGCGCCCCAAAUUCAUCCAAGGCCAGGGGCUGCGCCUCCAUCCAGGACAAGGAGACAUGCCUGAGACGCUUGGCAAGCAUGCGCAUGCCGCAUCUGCAAUCUGUAGGUGCGCAUUCGCUGCUGGCCAUGUUGAGCUGUUGCUGUUUCGAGGCAGCACCGAUGGCAGCCCCAUCGCGGAGCAAUAUGGGUUCAAGGUCGCAGGGGAGGCUUGCGUGUGGUGUGGUGGGGUGCCGGAGGCUCAGGACUUCAAACACUGUCUCUCAACCCUCGCAUCUUAA
Messenger RNA from Symbiodinium natans, 303 nucleotides. The record is from the annotation of a GenBank genome assembly. NCBI's taxonomy places the organism in Eukaryota, Dinophyceae, Suessiales, Symbiodiniaceae.